AUGCCGGCUGCUGUAAAGCGCCAAAGGCCUGCGGUCAAGUCUAGACUCGUGGUAGCAAAGCAGGAGGAAGGAACAACUAUGAACAGAUUUACACGCGUGUCCAAGAGCAUUCAAAGCACCGAAGAAAAGACAGAUGUAAUCUCGAAGCACGCAGUCACAACCUCCUCGGAAACCAAAGCAUCUACUUCUACCCCGUCGCGGAAACGCAAGGCUGUCAAGGCCAUUGUGGACGAUAGCGACUCUUCAGCUGAUGAGGCUCCGCGCACGGCUGCACCUUCCAGUACGCGAAAGACCAGCGAGCGUGACAUUUUGCCAGCCAAGCGCGGUCGUGGUCGUCCCCCAAAGAAGUCAAAGCCAGCACCUGUCUCUCUCAAGCGCGGCAGAAGUCUCAGUGUCUCCGAGUCCGAGCAGUCCAGCACCGACAAACUCUUCAAGCGACUUCGACUAGAAUCUUCGCCUUCACGAGACUCGUCACCAGUUACCGCGGCCACCUCAAUUGCCGACUCUGAGGCUGAUUCCGAGCUCGAAAGCUCCCCGGCACCAAAAUUACCCGUCGAGGUGCUUGACUUAAUAGAGCUUCAUGCCGCACUCCUCAAGACCCUGACGAUACACUACGCACACAAUGGCUCUCACGUUCCUGCGGAUCUUCGUAUCUUGUGCCCUAAUGUCUCUAGAGCGUGGGGCAAGAAGGCUGUGACUGAUGUAGACAUUCGCACUUGCCUGGGCAUUCUCAACUUGAAGACGAUGAAGCCCCUCUUUUCUCUAUCAGACUAUGGCCGCGGAAAAGUGUGUAUCGAGCUCGACCAGUCUCAAACGUCUGGACUUUUGGUUGAAAGCGAACUCAACCACAAGUUCCGAGCCAACAUUCAGUCUCUGUGGUCUCAAUCUCAAUUCAAUAAGCACAGAUCUAUUCCAACCAGUUUCAUACAAAGUCUGCCCCAGGCUAGCAUCGCUCUGUGCGAAUCGGUCACCAAAGCAUGUGCUGUAACGGCCAAAGGCAAACAGCGUCUUGAUGACUUGAAGCAGGGAAUUGCGGCAAAGAAGCUGGAGAAAGAGGCCAAAAUUGCACCAAAGUCGCUCUCUGCGUCGUCGCCAUCAUCCCUCACCAAUCCCGAUGGCUCCAAAAUGAGCCUGCUCGACCGCAUCCGGUUCAAGCAGAUGCAGAAAGCCGCACUCCCGGCAGGCCUCUCACCUGCCGAACUCGAGCGACAUGCAGCAUUUCAGCGCGUAGACGAAGUCACUGCACUGAUCGGCAUGCUCAGCCGAGCGAGCUCCGGAGGAAUGGGCCGGAUCUCAUUCACCAUGCCUGUCAUGCUGCAGAAGCUGAAGGACUCUUUCCGCAUGGGUAUCUCAAAGGAGGAGGGCGCAAUCUGCAUCAGGUUGAUUGCAAAGGAAGUGGCGCCUACUUGGAUCAAGGUUGUGACUAUUAGUGGGAAAGAGAACGUGGUGGUCGAGACAGACCAACAACUUAGCAAAGCGGAGAUCGCGAAACGGGUACAGAACUUGACGGUCAAAAAUUGA
Pestalotiopsis fici W106-1 is the source of this 1521-nucleotide messenger RNA. RefSeq lists its product as uncharacterized. The transcript has a single exon. The record is from RefSeq and is a predicted model, not a curated record. Lineage: Eukaryota; Fungi; Ascomycota; Sordariomycetes; Amphisphaeriales; Sporocadaceae. Bases 1 to 1521 code for a protein of 506 amino acids.